Molecule: messenger RNA, 3749 nt
Organism: Sarcophilus harrisii (Tasmanian devil)
Lineage: Eukaryota; Metazoa; Chordata; Mammalia; Dasyuromorphia; Dasyuridae
Gene: MTMR8
Product: myotubularin related protein 8
Exons: 15
Coding region: 182-2116 (644 amino acids)
Biological process (GO): negative regulation of autophagy; dephosphorylation
Cellular component (GO): nuclear envelope
Molecular function (GO): phosphatidylinositol-3,5-bisphosphate phosphatase activity
Source: RefSeq, a predicted model, not a curated record
GCUGCGGAGCGUGAGGGGAGGGGGAGGAGGCGACUGCGGUGGCCGUUGGACAGCUGGAGCAGUAGGAAGGGGUGGAGCAGGAGGAGGUGGGGUGGGGAAGCGGCCGAGACUGCCGGUCCUGGCCCCUGCAUCCCCGGGCCAAGCCCACCACCUGGGACCUAGAGUGCAGGAGGCCGAAGCCAUGGAGUACAUCACGCUGCCCAAGGUUGAAAAUGUCCUAUCACUGAAUCGUUAUGUAAACAAGAAACCAGCUAACGGGACUCUCUAUCUUACUGCAACCCAUCUGAUCUAUGUAGAUACUUCAGCUGAAGUUCGGAAGGAGAUCUGGAUUCUGCACCACCACAUUGCUGCUGUGGAGAAGUUAGCCCUUACCUCCAUGGGGCAUCCUCUGAUCUUACAUUGCAAAAACUUUCGGACAGCACACUUUGUCUUUGGGUCUGAUUGGGAAUGUCAUGAAGUAUAUGUUUCCUUGCUCAAGCUCUCCCAACCAGUGAGACCAGAAGAACUUUAUGCAUUUUCUUAUAACCCCAAAUCUUCAAAAGAUGACAGAGAAAUUGGAUGGAAAAUGAUUGACUUAAAAUCAGACUACAAGCGUAUGGGAAUCCCAAAUGACUACUGGGAAAUAACAAAUGCAAACAAAAACUAUGAGGUUUGCAGCACAUACCCUCCUGAAAUUGUCAUUCCAAAAGUGGCUAGCAAGGCGAUAGUCAUGGGCUGUUCUAAGUUCCGAAGCAGAGGACGCAUCCCUGUGCUUUCCUACUUCUACCAAGAGAACAAUGCUGCCAUAUGCCGCUGCAGUCAGCCCCUCUCUGGAUUUGGGUCCCGCUGUCUGGAGGAUGAACAGAUGUUACAGGCCAUUAGCCAAGCCAACCCAGCAAGCUCAUUCAUCUAUGUGGUAGACACAAGGCCAAAGUUGAAUGCCAUUGCCAAUCGAGCAGCUGGCAAGGGUUAUGAAAAUGAGGAUAAUUAUACCAAUAUUCGAUUCAGAUUCAUUGGUAUUGAAAAUAUCCAUGUGAUGCGGAGCAGCCUACAGAAACUCCUGGAAGUCUGUGAAAUGAAAGUUCCAUCUAUGAGUGACUUUCUUGCUGGCCUGGAGAACUCAGGGUGGUUGCGACACAUUAAAACCAUCAUGGAUGCUGGAAUAUUCCUUGCAAAGGCAGUGAAAGUGGAAAAAUCCAGUGUCUUGGUCCAUUGCUCUGAUGGCUGGGACCGCACGGCCCAAGUAUGCUCUCUGGCUAGCAUCCUUCUUGAUCCAUUUUAUCGGACAUUUGAAGGUUUAAUGGUCCUCAUAGAAAGGGAAUGGAUCUCUAUGGGCCACAAGUUUUCACAAAGAUGUGGUCACUUGGAUGGAGACCCCAAAGAAGUCUCCCCUGUCUUUACCCAGUUUUUGGAGUGUAUCUGGCAGUUGAUGGAGCAAUUUCCCUGUGCUUUUGAGUUUAAUGAGCUUUUCUUACUGGAGAUCCAUGAUCACAUUUUCUCCUGCCAGUUUGGAAAUUUCAUAGGAACCUGCCACAAGGAGCGAGAGGAGCUGAGAAUCUUUGAGAGAACCCAUUCUUUGUGGCCUUUCCUGUUACAGAAGAAAACUGAGUUCAGGAAUCCACUGUACAAGGGCAUUGCUGCUUAUGGGGUACUUCAUCCCAACACCUUACCAUUCAGCUUCCAGUUCUGGUGUGGAAUGUACCAUCGGUUUGACAAAGGGAUGCAUCCCAAACAGAGCAUGCUGAACCAUCUCCUCCAUCUUCUCAAUCAGCAAGUGAAGAUAAAGGAGGAUAUGACACACUUAGAAACUAAGCUGCCAAACCUCAAUGUUCUCUCCCUGGAAGAUACUUGUAUUCAGCCUACAACUGAAAGUGCCUUGAGUAAGCCUCUGAAAAAUCCACUGCCUGACACCCCAUGGAGCUGUGACCAGCUGCCACCUGCCCAGUUCCCCAAUGGGAGCCUAACAGGGGAAGGAGAUGCAUUGCCUGAUCUGGCCCCAAAGCAAAAACAGUCUGUGUUCACCUCAAGCCAGCCAGCUGGCUCUGGAACUAAAGGCCAGCAUCAAGAAGAAAUGUACGCCUUUGGAUGCCGUGACUGUGAAUCCAGGCUCAGCUCCACCAAGCCUCAUAAUCUGUGACAAGGAAAGAUAUAUGACCCAACGGUAUAACUCAACUGGAAUUAACCGUGAUCACUCCCUGGAAAUUUUCUUUAAUUUAUUUUGAAAGGUUAUUUUGUUUAUAUUGUUACUUUUUGCUUUUCUAUCAUGUUCAUUUCUGAAUAUGUUCCUCCCGCUUCCCUUACCCAAGGAGUCCCUUGUAACCCAGAAUUUUUUUUUUAAAGAAUGGGGAAAGCAAUUCAGUAAAAUUAACUAGUGCCUCAACUAUGUUUGACAAUACAUGUAAUAUUCUUCAUCUCCACUUCUUCAGUUGAGGGAGGCGUGUGCCUUCAAGACAAAGUUUGGCCAUCUUAAUUAUAGAGGGAUCAAUUUCCAAUUAUUUUGCUCUUUCCAUAUAUAUUAUUCACUUACAGUGAAUUCAGAGACUUGGAAUUCUAUUCAUUCAUCUCUUCUUCCUUUCUCCUGAUUUCUUUAAUUCCCCGUAAAUCUUCCCCUUUAAAUAUUUGGGGGUCUUUUUUUCUCUUGAUAAGCCCUCUUUAACCCCACAAUUCAGUCUUUUUUUAAUACACCAGCAAAUUAUUUGUCAGGGUUUUUUUUUGAUAAUUGUACUAUUUUCCUUAUGUUCCUAUCAUUAGAAGUAUUUACAAGUCAAAUAGCUCUCCUUUGUGUUUUUUGUUUGUUUAAUUUUAUCAAGAAUGUCCCAGAUAUAUUUUUUGGUUGUUGUUGGGUCCAUCCUUUUUCAUUGAUUAAGCUUAGAUUUUUCAGGGUAUGUGAUUUUGGAUUACAAUUCCUUAGCUUUUUGCAAUAUAUUGUUCCAUUCUGCUGUGAUUUCUCAUUAAUGUGGAGUAAUCCUAUGUUAUUUGAAUUAUUAUUCCUUCAUAUUUGCAGCUUUUUCUUUCUCCCUCUCUUCCUUUUUCCCCUGCCUCUUUCAUUAAGCAAAGCAAGUUCCAAUAUUGGCUUUUGUCCAAUUCUACACCUCCACUUUAUCUAUCACCUUUCUGUCAGAAGGUAGGGUAGCAUGCUUCCUGAUAAAUGGGUCCUCUGGAAUCCUGGUUAGUUAUUAUAUUGAUUCUUAUUUCCUGACUGCUCACAAGAUGUCUUUGUUAUUGAAAUGCUAAAAUUUAGCCACUGUAUAUGAAUUCUAAAGCAUGUCCUCCCCAAACCUCUCUCCAAAAUCUGUGGAUUUGUUUUGUUGUCUCUUUCAAGUUAUAGAUAGCUUUCUCCCGUCAUUUCCUGCAAUAUUGUAGUCAUUGUUUUUUUUUCUAUCUCAGCAAAUCCUAUCCUCAGGGUCAGUUACUUUGACUUGCAUAGAAUGCAUGUGUUCUCAUAAUGUUUUUGACUUUGGCUUAUAUUCCACUGUAAUUUAUUGUUUCUUUUUUUUGUAUUAUAAACACUGUUUCACUCAGAACUUUUGCUAUUGUGGAGAAUUUCUCAGCUACAUAUUCCUUUUUGCUACUCUGCUGUUUGUGUUUUAAUUCUGCUUUACAAUCUUUGCGUUCUAAGCUAAUUUCAUUCCUAUUUUUUUGGUAAACAUUUUAAUUCUCUUUUGAAUUAUUCUGUGUUUUCUUGUUCAGUGAUUUCUGUAGGGUUAUCUUUUUCUAUUGUAUAAUUUUGUACUUAUUUCAUAGUAUAUUAAUAAUAGUUCAUAAUGUUU